Xenopus laevis (African clawed frog) is the source of this 1366-nucleotide messenger RNA. RefSeq names its product serine/threonine-protein kinase mig-15. The transcript has 9 exons. The coding region runs from base 93 to 599 and encodes 168 amino acids. The record is from RefSeq and is a predicted model, not a curated record. NCBI's taxonomy places the organism in Eukaryota, Metazoa, Chordata, Amphibia, Anura, Pipidae.
AUGAUAAAGAUCCAUUUGCCAAAUACCCAGAGCCCAGGGGAUAUUUAAAACUUGGAGAGGCCAUCGGAGAAGGCAAUUUUGGAGUUGUCCAUAUGGGUUGGCAUCAAAUCAAACGCAAAGAAGUGGCCGUUAAAAUAAUAAGGAAAAUAGAGGAUCAAGAUACAAUCCUUAAUGAACUGGAAAUACUUGAGAAGGUCUCUGGCCAUGAGAAUAUCAUCUCCUUUUAUGGCGCAUUUCACCAAAAGCCUGCUAGAAGGAUUAAUCAAGAGCUAUGGAUUGCUACAGAACUUUGUGAUGGUGGAUCAGUACUUGACCUAAUAAAAAGCAAAAGGAAUCGUUCCUUAGACGAAAGCUGGAUUGCUUAUAUCUGCAAGCAGGUAUUACAGGGCUUGUAUCAUCUCAGAAAACAGAGAAUUUUACAUUGCGACGUGAAGCCCGAUAAUCUGAUGCUAACUGAAGACGCAGUUGUAAAGAUAAUUGAUUUUGGUGGUGCUGUCACGGGAGGAAAAAGUGAUAGCCCUGCUGGAGAUAUGGCAUAUUUAUCACCAGAGGCCAUUGUCUGCAUGAGUAAGAGAGGCGAAUUUGACCAUAAGGUAUAGUGAUGACUUCUUUCUUCCUUUAUAUUUUAGAGUUAGCACCACCUUUAUUUAAAUGUAUGUAGCCUACAUGAUGAAACUACAUGUAUUUUUGCCACUUACUUCACAUACCUCUCUCAAAAGCAAAGUUGUCAUCCAGUUUUGCUAUUAUGAAAAGGUGUAAGUGAACUGAGUGAGCAUAAUGUAUUGUAAGUACAGGGCACAAGAAUUUUAGAAACCCCUCCUUAUGCUUUAUUGGAUUUUCCAACUCUGUGUAAAACAGAAGUUUCUCAGUUUGGAUUCAUUCUUUAGAUAUGAAACCCACUGUACUUCAGCCCUUGAACUGUUUUAUAUGAGUACUAAGUGGCAUGUUUUAAUGUAUUUCCUAUUCUGCAGUCUAAAGAGAACCCCUAUCAUAAUGUGGAUGGAGAGACAACAUAUAUAUGUCUCCUCUGUAUAAUCUUCUUUAAUUGUUUUCUUUUCCUCCAUGUUUUCUAGGCGGAUGUGUGGUCUUUGGGAAUGUCAGCCAUUCACAUGGCAGAAGGAUGUGUCCCAUACAACAAACUUCCUGACAAGGCUUUGAUCCAACAAAUUACUCGUGGUCCAGCUCCUACGUUGAAAGGGAACAAAUGGAGUGAAAAAUUCCACUACUUUAUUGAGGAAUGCCUGCAGAAAAAUCCUGCUGAGAGACCAUCUGCAAGGCAGCUCUUGUCACACCCUUUCAUCACAGAAAUAAGCAAUGAAAGGGUUGUACAGAAGAAUAUUAUGAAGCAUCUGCAGAGAGGUAAGAA